UUCGGCAACAUGGCAGAUCAAGCUGAGGAAAAUAAACAAAGCGAAGAAGAAGUUCAUUAUGAUUUAAAAGUCAUUGAUGAGAAGUUUUAUGGGGAUGCCAAAGUUUACUGGGAGAAAAUAUCCCCCACUGUCGAUGGAAUGUUAGGGGGUUUCGCCAAAAUAUCGCCAACAGAUAUUAACGGUUCACGCGCUUUUCUAAGGCCGUUCAUGAAGAUUUCCGGAGGAAAAGUGAACAACAAGAAAGCACUGGAUUGUGGAGCUGGUAUUGGUAGAAUAACCAAAAGACUUCUGCUUCCCAUGUUCGAUUCUGUUGACAUGGUGGAACUCAAUCAACAUUUUCUAAACGAAGCCAGAGCAUUUAUUGGCAGUGAAUCUAAACGCGUCGAUAAUUUAUUCUGCUCUGGAUUACAGGAAUUCAUUCCUGAAAUUGGUCGCUAUGAUGUCAUCUGGUGUCAAUGGGUUCUCGGUCACUUAAAGGACAAACAUUUGAUUGACUUUUUCAAGAGAUGUAAAUCAGCGUUGAGUCCAAAUGGAAUGAUAAUCGUAAAAGAAAAUACAGCAUCGGAUACUGAGCGAGAUUUUGAUUCGUCAGACAGUAGUUUUACGCGUCCACGAAGAGAGUUUGUCGAUUUAAUAACUCAGUCCGGUCUUACAAUUGUUAAAGAAGAAAAACAAAAAGGUUUUCCAAAAGGCGUUUAUGAUGUUUUUAUGUUUGCGUUGAGAUGAUGAAGGAAUAAAUGUUAGGAAAUCGACAACAAAUCUCGCACCAAAGAAACCAAUUUGCCUGCUGUUCUGCCGUCUGCUUGAUUAGAAUGCCAGGAUUCUACAGAAUUAGAAGAUAACAAAUGAACAAGGUUCGCCUUGGAUAAAAAAAAAAAUAUGUUAACUUUUUUUUCUUGUAUGCAUUGAAACUUGAAAAAAAACACCUUCACCAAAGAAAAUAUUUAUUGUUUGAGAAGAUUAGUAGCUGUUUUUGACACAAAGAUGGCAAAUGAACAAGGUUCACAUCUACUUCUUUUGUACAUGUAUUUUCAAUAAAAUACAAAAAAAAAUGUGGUCUUUUUCUGGUACAUGUAUGUGAUAAAACCUUCACCUGUAAAUAUGUGAAAGUGUUUAUUAUUCAAGAGCUAAAUCUGCCUAUUGCAGGUCUUUGGUUGGACUUUAAAUGUUAUAAAUUAUUAAUUACACAUUUGUUAACGUGCCAAGACCAUAAUCAACUCUCUAGUCUCUAGACCAGGGAUGUCAAACUCAUUUUGAUUCAGAGGUCACAUGAACUAGGUUUACAUUAAGUGGGUCGAAGAUAUACAAAAAUUCUAAAAACUAGCCAAACGUCCUUAACACAGUUCAUUUUUUAUACUGGUGUCCAAAUUGCCAAGAUAUAAUAUUGAACACAACGUUCUCUUGUAUGACAUACAACUCCGAUAUCUAUGACAUACAGAAAACAAUAAAUGAUUUCCACCACUUGUUUCUAAGAAUUAUCGACAAGUCAUCUUAAACCCUUGGCGAGCCACAUGUUAGACGCCCCUGCUCUAGAACAACAGAUGCUCAGGAUUGCCAAUACAUUUAAAAACGAUUGGACUGUUUUUCUGCACGUACUGGGCUGAUGUUGGUCUGUGAUUGAUUGAAUCAUGUAUACUUUAUGCAUGUUUUUAAUAUGACUAUUUUCUUUUUUGAAAUUGUGCUGUGCAUAUUUUUGAAAUGUUGUUUAUUUGUCUCAAUAUUAAUGCUUCAUAAUUUUAUAGAAUUUAUGUAUGUAUGAAGCUAUUUUUUUUUUUUAACUUAUUUCUCAACUUGAUAAGAAUAUUUGAUCAGGUUUGAUGUAUAGUUAUUUGGUAAAUAUAAAAAUAUAUGUAAAGUUACUUCCAAAAACAUCCUAGUUACAUGUAGUGUGGAGUGGAUGUGAAGCCGCAUUUUUCUUUAGUUUCGAUUUCCUUGUUAUACAUGACAAGGAGUAGGGUUGUCUGUCCAACCUUGUGGGUUUUCUCUGGGUCCUUUGGUUUCUUCCCACUGCUAAAGACCUUUAUGCGCAAGCCAAUUAUUGAAAUAAAAUUGAGAGAGAGAGGGUGGGGGGUGUAGAGAGAGGGU
Messenger RNA from Patella vulgata (common limpet), 2085 nucleotides. RefSeq names its product N-terminal Xaa-Pro-Lys N-methyltransferase 1-A. Gene Ontology annotation, molecular function: N-terminal protein N-methyltransferase activity. NCBI's taxonomy places the organism in Eukaryota, Metazoa, Mollusca, Gastropoda, Patellidae. Gene Ontology annotation, cellular component: cytoplasm. The record is from RefSeq and is a predicted model, not a curated record. Gene Ontology annotation, biological process: N-terminal protein amino acid methylation. Bases 10 to 726 code for a protein of 238 amino acids. The transcript has 2 exons.